UAUUAUCUUGGUGAGGGCCAUGAGGCACAAUCCUAACCCUUGAGAAUCAAUUGUGAUCUCGAAUACUCCAAGGAAUAACUACCUUACCCACUUCCAAAUUCCCAAACAUAAGCAUUACAUCACAAUAAUUGCCAAAAAACACAAAAUUCGUAUGAAAGAUUACUGAUUUCUUCAACAAAUUCCUCCAAUUUCUGGUGAACUCUCCAUCCCCAUUUCUUGAGCUAUACAAAACAAGAUACAGUUUAUAUCCGAAAAAAGAAGAGGAAGCUGUCUUUGUUACUAUACUGUCUCAUAUUGCUCAUGUGUUAACUAAUUUUUAUGAACCCAAGACACAGCAUAAAUGGGAAGGGAAGGCGGGAGUGAGUGCCAUCUUCGAUCCUUGUUGCCUCUAUUGAUGUCGCCUUGAAAAGUGUAGGGUAAAUACAGCGAAGCUGAGGCGAAUUUAGGUCCUAUGAUAGCUAAACCAUCACGGCUUAUUUAUGUAGGGAGCGUUUAAUUUGAGGAUUAGCCUUGAUAGAUAAAAAGAAUGUUGGGCCUCAUAAAUUCAUCACGUUAAGGGUAAUGUCACAGCAAUGAGCAAUGAUCAGAAGAAACAAGAAAGUCACAAACAGCUGUCGUGUAGGGAUGUUACGUUGGGUGAUGACUUAUGGACGGAUGGGCUAAUAUGUGCUUUUGAAUUUGUUCGAGGUAAUAGAAAACCUCAUUAUUCGGGGACCGGCUUGAAAGUUGAGUCUGCGCACACUAGUGCCGUAGAGAAGUCACAGAAUGGAGAUUUGGAAGCUUAUGAUGUUGACACUCUAGACGGGCAAUCCCAGAGCUACAAGCAUCAUCUAGGAUGUUCUCAUCCGCGUGAGAGAUCCCUAGGAAAUUACUGGAUACCAAUCGGGUGGAACAGGAUAUCUCAGCUGGUUCAGAUGGUGCAAGUUGAUGCUGUUUGGGCAUCUCAAUUCGUUGAGCUAGAUGAUGAGGACGGCGUGGCUGUAGCAGACGUCGCAGCUCCUUACUGGGAACGUCCAGUGGGCCCCACCUGGUGGUGCCACGUAGAUGCUGGCAGCCCUUUCAUCAGUUCAUGGUUGAGCAACGCUGAAUGGUUGCAUCCUGCAAUUAGCACUGCAUUGAGAGAUGAAAGCAAGCUGAUAAGCGAGCGAAUGAAGCACCUGUUAUACGAGGUUCCAGUCAGAGUUGCCGGAGGGCUGCUGUUUGAGCUGUUAGGGCAGUCAGUCGGAGAUCCUUAUGCAGAAGAAGAUGACAUCCCGGUUGUCAUGCGAUCUUGGCAAGCACAAAACUUCUUGUUGACUGCAUUGCAUGUCAAAGGCUCAUCUUCAAACAUUAACGUGUUAGGUGUUUCCGAAGUUCAGGAACUCCUAGCCGCCGGAGGUAGUAAUAUACCACAAACGAGUCAUGAGGUGAUAGCCCUUCUUGCUUGUCGUCUUGCUCGUUGGGAUGAUAGAUUGUUCCGCAAAUACAUUUUCGGGGCAGCGGAUGAGAUUGAAUUGAAGUUCAUGAAUAGGAGAACUCAUGAAGACAUUCAUAUGUUCAGUAUAAUUCUGAACCAAGAAAUUCGAAGACUUUCGACACAGGUAAUCAGAGUAAAAUGGGCUUUGCACGCGAGGGAGGAAAUAUUGUUCGAGCUUCUCCAACACCUACGUGGCAAUUUUGCAAGAACUUUGCUCGCAGGCAUGAAAAAGAGCACUAGGCAAAUGAUUCAGGAGCAAGACGCAGUUCGUGGUCGUUUGUUUACAAUACAAGAUGUCAUGCAGAGCACUGUUCGCGCAUAUUUGCAGGAUCAGAGCCUCCACGUGCAACAUAACCUUGGAGUGUUUGGAGGUUGCGGCCUCAUUCUCAGCAUCAUCACCGGGCUGUGGGGGAUAAAUGUGGAUGGUAUGCCAGGAUCUGGAGAUGCCCCUUAUGCAUUUGCCGUGUUCUCUGGUGCUCUCAUCUUGUUAGGGGCGGUGCUGAUAGGAAUCGGACUGAUCUAUCUGGGACUGAAACGGCCGGUGAUUGAAGAGAUGGCGGUAAGGAAAUUGGAGCUUCAAAAACUGGUGAAGAUGUUUCAGCAGGAAGCUGAAUCUCAUGCUCAAGUAAGAAAGAGUUCCAAAACAUCUUCGGCUGCUGCAGAGAUCUUUGUUGAUGCUGCCAAUUUUGUUCUCCUUGACUAAAUGCGUUUUGCUCUGUGCAUAGUUGGCACUAUUUUGGUGAUGUAUAUAGAUUACUACAUAAUCAAUAUAUGUAUAUAUAUAUGUACAUGUGCGUAUAUAUAUAAAGAGUAAUGUUAUUCUA
Molecule: messenger RNA, 2280 nt
Organism: Salvia miltiorrhiza (redroot sage)
Lineage: Eukaryota; Viridiplantae; Streptophyta; Magnoliopsida; Lamiales; Lamiaceae
Exons: 9
Coding region: 573-2159 (528 amino acids)
Biological process (GO): metal ion transport; transmembrane transport
Cellular component (GO): membrane
Molecular function (GO): metal ion transmembrane transporter activity
Source: RefSeq, a predicted model, not a curated record